GGCGGAUGUGUUGAGCGGCGAGAAACCGAAGAACCGAAUAAGAAGUCACUGCGAUAGAAUAGUACUAACUGCUGUCUAGUCGCGAAGAAAGUCAUCCGAAAAGUGAAAGAGUUAACUGCGCUUUUGGUUUUGAGUUUUAAGUUUUGAGUUUUAAGUUUUGAGUUUUGGUUUCGAACGCGGAAGCGAGCGCGAAAAUGGAAGUGCCAGCGGGCAAUUAGUGCAGCCAGACAUAAAUCCAUAAAGACAAAAAGACACACUCACAGCUCGAAAAUACAAAAUACAGCUAAAACAAAAGGAUUGCGACUGUGAAUUACAAAGUAUAAAGUAUAACGCACAACGUAUAAAUUAUAAGCAACGACAACACAUCCACAGCGGAAUACGCAGCGACGACAGCGAAAACAACAAACAACAGAAACAUCAGAAAGAAAUUGAUAUAAAGUUCAAAGUGCCAGCGGCAAGUGGAACCGAACCCCACCACAUGACAAAUAGACCAGCCUCAGGAGCAACACAACACAGCAACAGCAACAGCAAAAGCAAAAGCAACAGCAACAAAAUGACAAACUGCCAAAGUUCAGUGUUCAUAGUCGUAGGCACCCUGUUCUCCAUCCUGGCAGCGGCUCAAUCGGCACCCGUUUCCACCACCACACAGGCGGAGAUAUACCUGUCCCAGUUCGGCUACCUGCCCGCCUCUGCCCGCAAUCCCGCCAGCAGCGGGCUGCACGACCAGCGGACCUGGGUGAGCGCCAUCGAGGAGUUCCAGAGCUUCGCGGGACUGAACAUCACCGGCGAGCUGGAUGCGGAGACCAUGAAGCUGAUGUCCCUGCCCCGCUGCGGAGUCCGGGAUCGCGUCGGCACCGGCGACAGCCGCUCCAAGCGGUACGCCCUGCAGGGCAGUCGCUGGCGCGUGAAGAACCUAAACUACAAGAUCUCCAAGUACCCCAAGCGGCUGAAGCGAGUGGAUGUGGACGCGGAGAUCGGUCGCGCAUUCGCCGUGUGGUCCGAGGACACCGACCUGACCUUUACCAGGAAGACUUCCGGCCCCGUGCACAUCGAGAUCAAAUUCGUGGAGAGCGAGCAUGGAGACGGCGACGCCUUCGACGGCCAAGGUGGCACCCUGGCCCACGCCUUCUUCCCGGUCUUUGGCGGAGAUGCUCACUUCGACGACGCGGAACUGUGGACCAUUGGCUCGCCUCGCGGCACCAAUCUGUUCCAGGUGGCCGCCCACGAGUUCGGUCACUCCCUGGGACUCUCCCACUCCGAUCAGAGCUCCGCCCUGAUGGCGCCCUUCUACCGCGGCUUCGAACCCGUCUUCAAGUUGGACGAGGACGACAAGGCGGCGAUCCAGUCACUGUACGGCCGGAAGACCAACCAGCUGAGGCCCACCAACGUGUACCCGGCCACCACCCAGCGGCCAUACACUCCUCCAAAGGUGCCACUGGACGACUCCAUCUGCAAGGACUCCAAGGUGGACACGCUCUUCAACUCGGCGCAGGGCGAGACGUACGCCUUCAAGGGCGACAAGUACUACAAGCUGACCACGGACUCCGUGGAGGAGGGCUACCCGCAGCUCAUCUCCAAGGGCUGGCCGGGAUUGCCGGGCAACAUCGAUGCGGCGUUCACCUACAAGAACGGCAAGACGUACUUCUUCAAGGGUACCCAGUACUGGCGCUACCAGGGCCGCCAGAUGGACGGCGUCUAUCCCAAGGAAAUCAGCGAGGGCUUCACGGGCAUUCCCGACCAUCUGGACGCCGCGAUGGUUUGGGGGGGCAAUGGCAAGAUCUACUUCUUCAAGGGCAGCAAGUUCUGGCGCUUCGAUCCGGCCAAGAGGCCGCCGGUCAAGUCCAGCUAUCCCAAGCCCAUCUCCAACUGGGAGGGUGUGCCCAACAACCUGGACGCUGCGCUGAAGUACACCAAUGGCUACACGUACUUCUUCAAGGGCGACAAGUACUACCGAUUCCACGACGCCCGCUUUGCUGUUGACACGGCCACGCCCCCCUUCCCCAGACCCACCGCCCACUGGUGGUUCGGCUGCAAGAACACGCCCUCGUCCACAGGUAAUAUCGUCGAGGGUUCGGACAACGAGUUCGAACAGCACUCCAUGAUCCCGCAUGCCGACGAUGGUAAUGGUGAUGACUUAGACGCAGCCGUGGGCGAUCACCAGUCCAACGACGAGCCGAUGGAUCCGGAAGUGGCCGAGCGAACCGGAACCGGAAACGGAGCCGUGUCCCAGUCGAAAGUGACGAGCAGCUCCGCUGUGAGCACCGUGAUCACCACCAUCCUGAUGUGCCUCGUCUCCAAGAGAGCUAAGAGACCCCAGCGAACCUUCAGGAUCAAAGCCAGCCACUCGAGUAAAGUUUCCGAGAUUUGGAGAUUUGACUGCACGUUGGAGGUGCUCCAGGUGCUUGAAAUUCAAAUGUACGCACAUCAUAUCGAAUACGAUGAGAGGGAAUCCCAAAAAGAAUCAAAAAUAAUCAAAUUGAUACAAAUACAAAUACAAAUUGACAUUGAAAUCGAGCAGAAUAUCAAUUGUAAAUUGAGCGAUCAGCAUGUGACACAGGUGCCUUAUCAAAUACUUUUGUUGUUGUGUAAAUAAAAUCAGCCUUAAAUAUAAUGAAAUAGUUUAUAACAUUCCGCAUUCAAACGAUCAGAAGUCAUAUCAAAUCAGAAGUUCUCUACGCAGUAAGCUGUUUUGGUGAUGACAAAUUGCGAUAUUAAAUUUACGAGCCAUAUUCAAGGAAUUGGAGAGAACCAAACAAAAAUUAAAUACUGAACAUUGAACCUAAUUUAGUUUAGAUAUAAUUGUUAAUGUCGGCACAUGGGAGAGGAACCUCGCAUGUUCCUCCAGCUGUGCUACAAUUUCGCAAACGCAAUUGUUUUAAGUUUACAAAACGAUACGAUACGUGACUUGACCAUAUAUAAACUAAUAUGAAAAUCAUCAUCGAGUACAUAUGAUUAUUGUAUAAGUGAUAUUUAAGACAGUCCAUUAAACGAUAUUGCUUCGGGUUUAAUAUUUAAAACCGAAAUAUUAUUUAACUUACGUAUUAUUAUGUGUAAUUUUAUUUUAUAUACCAUAAAUGUACGCUGAAAGAA
This is a messenger RNA of Drosophila teissieri, 3090 nucleotides long. It is a transcript of the gene Mmp1, whose product is annotated as matrix metalloproteinase-14. Gene Ontology annotation, cellular component: extracellular matrix. The record is from RefSeq and is a predicted model, not a curated record. Lineage: Eukaryota; Metazoa; Arthropoda; Insecta; Diptera; Drosophilidae. Gene Ontology annotation, biological process: extracellular matrix organization; proteolysis; collagen catabolic process. The transcript is spliced from 6 exons. Gene Ontology annotation, molecular function: metalloendopeptidase activity; zinc ion binding. The coding region runs from base 479 to 2593 and encodes 704 amino acids.